Molecule: messenger RNA, 4752 nt
Organism: Protomyces lactucae-debilis
Lineage: Eukaryota; Fungi; Ascomycota; Taphrinomycetes; Taphrinales; Protomycetaceae
Exons: 2
Coding region: 185-4720 (1511 amino acids)
Biological process (GO): phosphorelay signal transduction system; phosphorylation
Molecular function (GO): phosphorelay sensor kinase activity; protein binding
Source: RefSeq, a predicted model, not a curated record
UCCAACGUCUACACCCGCUUCCGUUCGCAUCACACUUGUUGAACGACUAGACAGCCUCUCAUCCAUCAAUCGACAACAAGCGGUGACUUGCCUGUCCGACUCUAGCAACGCCAGCAAAACAAAGACGCAUACUCGGCAGGCCCGACAAUCAGGCAGCGACAUAGAUGAGCAUACAAAGAUUCCCAUGAGCAAUAGCGCCAAACAGGACGCAUCGCCGUCUCUCGAUGCACUGCGCGAGGCCGUUUAUCAAGCACAAGCAACCAAACCACGGACUGCGCAACGCUCAAAACUCAGCCAUGCAGUCAGCGCUGGUAGCCCACUCUCGUCGAGCGGUACACCAGAAUCUCUGGGCAGAUCUGGUCUUUCUAGUUCCUCAUCCGGUACCAUUGCUGGCAAUGGACCCUUGACGAGUUACUUCCCACACAACAGAUCCCCUGCGCCCAAAGCAGACGGCUCCAAUGCGUCCACGCCGCGGCAUUUUCAACCCAUGGGGCAACCGAGCGCUUUUGCUGCAUUGGAAUCAGAGUACCCGAGUCCGAGCGUAUAUGAUCUGACUCUCAUCUUGUCCUCUGACGUGGGCCUCGAUAAGUUUUGGGAUAAUAUCGUGGAAAUCUUCAAGGAUCACUAUCGCGCAGACCGCAUCACCUUGUCUGUCCCGUAUGACUUGACGGAUAUCCGUAGUACGCCGUGGGGACUGAAGGCGAUUUGGAAUGCCGAAACGACAAGUCAUUUCCCUUCACAACGAAAGCGUUCCACCCACUCAACAAAAGGUUCUGAAGAGUGGGAAUCAAUGGAGGACUAUUACCUCGAAGACAAUUCAUCAUGUUCUCGCAGGACUAGUGAAAGUGUCGCCGCAACGCCCGCAGCUGCAGAUCAAGCAAAUCUACACGGCGUCAUGUUCAAUACUUUGCAAAAACUCAAUCUCGAAGAGCAGCCACUUCUCAACGACGGUGGUGUUGCCAAGGUUCUUGAGCGGGAGGGUAAAAUUGUCGUGCUGAGUCGUGAAUACAGAGAUGUGUUUGGGCAUAUGGAAGCACAGGAUACAACACCAGGCGAUACAAUCUUUCCUGGUCGAGAGACAUUACUGCGGCGAGAACAGCAGAUGCAACCAAAACUACGCAACCCACUCGAGAUGACCGCUCCCGAAAUCGCAAGUGGUGUUGCCUUUCGCAAUAUCGCCUAUGAGGAUUAUGAGCAGCCUGUUAGUUCACCCUGGGCGCAAUCGCCUGCGCCGUCGCCAGCAAUUUUGAAGGACGCCAUGUCGAAUCCUUUCUUCCAGCCAGACCAGGCGCCUCUUGUUGAUGAAAAUGCAUUCAGCCCCUCAAGCGAUGGACCCGACCACUACGACAGCCAAGAAUGUUUCGAGGCACUCGGCAUGGAAGGUGUCAAUUCAGUCAUUCACAUUCCGCUCGUUCAUCCAUCGACCGCACGCGCCAUUGCGAUUGCUGGUUACAAGGAGGCAAAAGGUCAUAUCCCCAUUGGCAUCUUGUCCUUCAUGUCCUCAGCAACACCCUACCCGGCAAACUUGAUAGAGAGUCUUUCUGCAUUUGCGCCACUUGUUGCUACACACAUGUCACUGGCGCAAAGUCACGCCAACAUCCUCCAUCAACUGGCCUAUGCACCACGACCUGUUGCGAGACGCAGUGUCUCUGGACCUUGGAGUCCUGAUAGUGAUGCGCAGUACAGUAAUUCACGCUCACCCUCUAGUGAAUCCAUGAUGCAAGGUACACCCAUGUCAGGAUCAAGCGCCGACCACUACUUUGCUCGUGCGGGACAUUUGAGGCGUGGGCAGAGUGAGGAUAAUGUACGUGAGGCUGCUGCAGCGGCGGCAUUGACGGCACAGCAAUCUGCGAGUGUUGCGCAACGUUCUAAUCGGCCACAGUUAUUGCACCGUGCCACAUCGUUACGACAACCUCCAAGCAGUACAUUGGCUGAAAAGGCAUCCGACGAGGCUGCCUCCGUAUCAGCAUCAGCAACAGCGGCGUCUGGCAACCGUCAACGAUCACCACGUUCUUCACCUUCACCGCGUCGGCGCAAACGAACGAAUAGCAGAACACUGCUCCAUUCAUUUGGCGCGAAUUUGAGUUCAAGCUUUCACCCAAGUUCGAGCAUCACACACCCUGCAAAGGGCGAAAAACGGCCGCGCUCUUCGAAAUUGCCACAACCGAGUCCAAGAUUGAUGAAUGUCAUCAUCAAUGCCAUCCCGACCUGCGUCUUGACUGCUUCGCCACUCAAUGGACAGAUAACUUGGGUGAAUGAGCGCAUCUUGGCGUAUACUGGACAAACACCUGAAGAGCUCAUGUCAACGCAGUGGGAGUGUCUGCAUCAAGAUGACAGAGUCGCAUACAAGCAAGGUUGGCAGGAUGCAGUCAUGACUGGUGAAGGGUUUACACGACAAGCGCGGAUGCGUCGCUUUGAUGGUGCGUAUCGAUGGUUCAUGACGCGUGCUGUGCCGUUACGCGAUUCACAGGGGAGUUGCGUGCAUUGGUUUAGCAUCAUGAUGGAUAUUCAUGACCAAAAGCUAGCAGAGUUUGAUGCCUCACAGCAAGCGGAAACGGCAGCGAGUGAGAGUAAAUACCGAUCCUUGGCAGAAGCGAGUCCACAGAUUGUGUUUGCCGCAACAGCCAAGGAAGGCAUCACGUAUGCCAAUACGCAAUGGCUCAAGUACUCUGGUCAAGAAGCCAAUGAUGCACUGGGUCUUGGAUUUCUCAGUCAUGUGCAUCCUGAGGAUCGAGCAAAAUCCACCAUUCCAGCAGAUAUCCCUGCGUCGUCAGACGAGCCCAUUACGCGAGAACUACGGCUACGGAACCACCUAGGUGAGUAUCGUUGGCACCUGGUGCGCUGCGUGCAAGUGGACAAGGCAGAGUCGUCACAAGCGCAAAUGUGGCUCGGCACAUGUAGUGACAUUAACGAUCACAAACUCCUCGAGGUUCGCUUGAAGGAUGCGAGUGACUCUGCAACCAAAUCGAUGGAGUCCAAGACACGCUUUUUAUCGAAUAUGAGCCAUGAGAUUCGAACUCCCCUGAUUGGUAUCACGGGUAUGGUCAAUUUCUUGCUUGAUACGACCUUGUCAACAGAGCAACUUGAUUAUGCGCAUACGAUUCAGCAAUCUGCUGAAGCACUCCUGGCGGUCAUCAAUGACAUUCUCGACUUGAGCAAGGUGGAGGCUGGCAUGAUGAAACUCAUCAAGGAGCCAUUUCCUGUGCGUGAUAUGGUGGAGGAUGCUAAUGAAUUGCUCUCUACACUUGCCAUGUCGAAGCAGCUUGAGCUCAACUACAUGGUUGAAGAGGAUGUUCCCGAUGUGGUCGUUGGUGACCGUAUUCGAUUGCGCCAAGUAUUGCUCAAUAUCCUCGGGAAUGCCAUCAAGUUCACAUCCUCAGGCGAGGUAUUUACACGAUGCUUCGUUGUGAACAAUGCCGAGCUGCAGCCAGACGAAGUGAUGGUUGCAUGGGAAGUGAUUGACUCAGGCCCUGGCUUCUCAAAGGAAGAAGAGGCGACUAUGUUCAAGCCCUUUUCACAACUCGACGGUUCACUCACCAGAAAACACGGUGGGACAGGUCUUGGCCUCGUCAUCUCCCGUCAGCUUGUUGAGCUGCACGAAGGCAAAUUAUCGUGUACAAGCACAAAAGGCGCUGGCAGUACAUUCACGUUUACAGCCAAGUUCACCGUGCCUCAAGGUGGUCUAUUGCAAGAACGAGAAGCAAGGCAAACACUUGCUCGCGAAGCGAGUUCACGGUCUGCGACGCCGGUUCGAGAGACGGGUGCUCCAAUAUUACCGACUGGAGAUCUCACACUUCCCCGGCUGUUGCCUGAGACGAGUGCACCUGACUAUGAAAUUCUCAUUGUUUCGCAUACGGUGUACAGUAUUGUUGCGCUGAAUCAUCAUGUUCGGGUAACGGUUCCUCGGCAUGCACAAUCAACAAUUAUCACCUCGGAUCAUUUCGAGGCUGCUUUGUCUGCUGUGACGCGCGAUUCGACGCAACGAGCCUUCACUCACAUCAUUAUCAAUGUACUCGACAUAUCCCAGAUUCUGCAAAUGGUCCUGGCACUCCGGCGAACCGAUGGCUAUGCGACCUGCAAGCUGAUUGUGGUCACAACACCCGUCUCACGAAAUCUCAUCCUCGAGUCUGCGGCUGAAGAGCAAGUGCCAGUGGAUCCCGAGCAGGUGAGUUUUGUGUUUAAGCUGGUGAAGCCGAGCAAAUUCAGCCAGUUCUUUGACCCAACAAGCGAAAGGUGUGAGUCUGCAGAUGCUCGCAGGCAGACUGCACAGCAAGUGGUGAUGAAGCAAAAAGCAGUCUUUGACACGAUCUCCGCAGAUGUUGGGCAUCGUGGCUUGACGGUCCUGCUGGUAGAGGACAACCCUGUCAAUCAAAAAGUCAUGAGCAAGUUUUGCAAAAAGUCUGGACUGGCUGUCGACCUGGCAAAUGAUGGUAUCGAGUGCCUGCGGCGGUAUGAAGAGAAUCCGGCACGGUACGCCCUUGUACUCAUGGAUUUACACAUGCCCAACCUAGAUGGCUAUCAGGCAUGUACGCGGAUCAGGGAGCUAGAGCGAGCGGCAAAUGUUCUGCGGCCGGGGAAACCGCCGAUACCCAUUAUUGCGCUGAGUGCCAAUGUCAUGACGGAUGUCGCUGAGCGGUGCAACGCGGCUGGAUUCACGGCAUAUCUCAGCAAGCCUGUUGCGUUCCAGACGCUCUCGGAGAAGAUUGCACAGCUGGUCUAGGUAUAUUCCUUGUAGAAGCAGCCCUUUCCUGG